AUGGGUGUAAAAAAACCUGCCACAAGACCUGCCUAUGAAUUCAAGCAAAUGCUUCGAGAUUCAACUCGGCAUAAAUCACAAAUCGCUGAACCUCGAAAAAUAAAGUCUAAAAGUAUAAAAAAACCAAAAUUUCUUGAAAUAACUUCAAAACUUCAACAUACUAUCAACAAUGAUAAUGAUGGUUUAGCAUCAACGAAGCAAAAAUUAAAGGCCGAUGAAUAUGAAGAAGAGGAGUCACAGACUGGAAAUGUUAAUAAAAAACAAAGUCUUUUCACAAAACAACAUAAUUUAAGAUCUAGGAAAAGAAUACCAGAAGUUUUGAAACCAAAACUUCAACCAUAUGAUGCUAUAGAAGUUAAGAAAUUAUCUAAAGAAUUCCCUGAUAAUUAUUGGCAAUUUCAUGCUAAUAGUGGUCAUGGAAUGAUAAAUUAUAUAAAUGAACAAAAUCCACUUGAAUUACUUGAUGUAAAAGCAACAGAUUACGGCCCUAUUAGUGGUAUGGUUCUUUCGCCUGAUGGCACAAUGCUCGCUUCAUUUAGUAAUUUUGGAGUUAUUAAAAUAUGGGAUACCACAGAAUUAACAAUGCUUCAAACAAUGAGAGAUACUGAAAUUUUUGAUGAAAAUGUACUGAUAAACUUGAAGGCUAUAAUUGAAGAAGUAUUAUCAAUUAAAAGUGUUACAUUUAAAGAAGAAAAUUAUUACAUAGGUUCAAGCCAAGAUGGAAAUUUAUUAAAUUACAUUAAAGAAAAAGAAUGCAUUGAUGAUGAAUCCGUUGGAGUACAAAUGGUGAUCGAUGAAGUAGAUAACAUUAAUUAUGAUGAAGAAAAUGGUCCAGCUUUAUAUGGUGAAUAUAGAAACUGGACUAGUGAAGAAAUAACAAUCUUCUUGAAAUACAAUUUAGAAUUGUGCUGA
Messenger RNA from Entrophospora sp. SA101, 912 nucleotides. The record is from the annotation of a GenBank genome assembly. Lineage: Eukaryota; Fungi; Glomeromycota; Glomeromycetes; Entrophosporales; Entrophosporaceae.